Molecule: messenger RNA, 2236 nt
Organism: Epinephelus moara (kelp grouper)
Lineage: Eukaryota; Metazoa; Chordata; Actinopteri; Perciformes; Serranidae
Gene: chrdl2
Product: chordin-like 2
Exons: 11
Coding region: 55-1389 (444 amino acids)
Molecular function (GO): protein binding
Source: RefSeq, a predicted model, not a curated record
UCCUGCAGAAACACACUUAUUGCGCGCUGAGACUCAGUCACGCACAUGUAAAAAAUGAAGUCCAUGUUUUUGUUCUUCUUCAUCAUUUGGUUUGCAGAUGCAGAGCUGAAACCCCGGAAAGGACCCGGGGUGGUUUGUACUUUCAAAGACAAGUCAUACAGCCCUGGAGACAGCUGGCAUCCCUAUCUGGAGCCUUUCGGAUUCAUGUUCUGCAUGCGCUGUGUCUGCACAGAGACAGGCCAUGUGAAAUGUAACACAAUCAAGUGUCCUGCUCUGUCAUGUGAAAAUCCAGUAGCUGAGCCUCAGCAGUGUUGUCCGAGAUGCACAGAUGAGCCCAGGAUCCCUGCAGGUCUGAGAGCUUCGGUGAAAUCCUGCAGGUAUAAUGGAAGUGUGUAUCAGCCAGGAGAGACCUUCACAAAGCUUGACCUCUUCCCAUCCAAGCAAAGCAAUCAGUGUGUUAUGUGCACGUGCUCUAAUGGAAACAUCUUCUGCGGACUGAAAACCUGCCAACCAAUCACCUGCUCCUCUCCAGUGUCAGUCCCAGAUACCUGCUGUUUGGUGUGUAAAGAUCAUGGCAACAGUGGGUCCUCAUCAACCGAGGAUGGAAACCAGCAGCUGAACCGAGGCGUUAGGCAUUCAGUCGACCAGUGUUCCGGAGAGCAGAGCAGGGCGCGGUCCGACCGUGCCACUCCACCCAGGGUCAGGACUUCUCCCAGAGGCCUGAGCCUCAGUAAACUUAACCUCAAAGGGGCUUCAGAGACCACUGUGAAGAUUCUGUUGCAGAGGAAACACCAAAGAGCGUGUUUAUACAAUGGCAAGACGUACUCUCAUGGAGACAUGUGGCACCCAGUUUUGGGGAAGGUCCUGGAAUGCAUCCUGUGCACUUGUACUGAUGGCCUCCAGGACUGCAAACGCAUCACGUGUCCCAGCCAGUACCCAUGCCAACAUCCUAUGAAAUCAGCAGGAAAGUGCUGCAAGACAUGUCCAGAAAGUAAAGCUGAGAGUAACCAGACCCAGUGUUUUCUUGGGUAUAAAAAUAACCUCUUGGUGUAUAAGGUCGACUCAUCUUUGAAAGUCGACCCACCCAACACAGUCAGAAUCAUUGCUGUUGAAAGACAAAGUACUGCUGAGGUUGAAGUGCAAGUAUGGAAGACUGUAGAAGGUGUUUUACAAUUAAUGGAAAUCGGUGACGUUCAAAGAAAAGAUAUCGUGGAUCAUCCUGAAAAUUACACGUUACUUACAACACUCGAUGAAGAGACGUGGAGAAAAUUUAAAGAGGAGGGCGAAAACCUGAGCACAGCUUCUCAGACCACAAUCUGUGAAGACGGCAUUCGGGAGAUGGUGACGUUCCUAAAUCCCAAGCAGAUAGAGGACCUGUGUUCACCCUGAUGGUUUUUGCCCCCGUGACCCUCUUUAUACAUAUUUUAUUCCAGUAAAUACAUGGUUAAAAUACAGUACAUACCUUUUUCAUACAUGUUGCACUUAAAUGUCCUGCAUCAUUCCUGUAAUACAAAUGGAAUCUCUCAUUUAUAAUAUUGUCUAUUGAUUGAUGCUUUGUUGUUCGUCAUGUUUUAAUCAUCACAUAUUUUUGUAUGUAAAUUAUUAGAGGCCAUAGCAGUGUUUGAUAACUGUCCGUUCUGUUUUCUGUCAUGAUUCAGACAUUUUUAGAUUGGGUGGAUUUAGGUUAAUGUAGAUGUGCAGUAUAGAGUCCAGAGCUGAGAGCUGAAGAUUGGGUUGAGACUUUGAUGACUCAGUGAUGUUGAGGACAUUUUGGGGUCUCAAUCAAACCCUUUGCUUUAACCACAUGAGAAUAAUCUGUGUGUAGAUUAUGUUGGGCAGGGGGCCACGCUUUGUUAGAAUGUAAAGGUUUUUUUGAGGAUGUUAUAUGAUCAUCGACAUAUUUAUUGUAAAUACAAACUCUUGUUUGUCACUUUAUUUAAAGCAUAUUGGUUCUUGUAUGAUUUUUGUGUACAUACAUUUGACUGUCUGAAUGUUUAUUGUUAGCAUGCCAGUGAAUACACAGCUGGGUAUUUGUUAAUAAGAAAACUGCCUUCCUAAUUUCUCUGGUGUCAAAAAUAGACCUACUGUAGCUAUUUUUACGCAGCCACAGGAUUUGGUUUGUUAUCAUAGCCUAAUGACAUUCUACUACUCCACAUACCUGAAAUAUUUGUAUUUUAAAGUGGUCGUGUAGCUGAAUGCACUCAGUACCUCUGCUCAGUUUUAACCCAUAAAGUUU